UUGGGAGGGAAAAUUGCUGUCCAAUUAGAGGUAAGACGAGGAGACGAUAAAGAGGAAAUAACAUUUACACGCCUUCUUCGUCUUGAUAGUUGUUUUAGUAACAUAAAACAGCAGCACUGGCAUUUUACGAAGCCUAAAACGACAGUUAUCUAUGUAUCUAUGGUAGCUUAGCUGUUACUAACUUGGAUUAUCCUGCGUGGACUGUGACAACUCAGCAUAAGUAAAUCUCAGGAUGGCUCAGUGGGACAGACUGAGGCAGCUCUCUCCUGCUUACUGGCACAGGCUACAUGAGCUCUACGACAGGGAUGGGUUGCCUAUGGAUGUUCGCCACUACCUGUCGGUUUGGAUUGAGAAGCAGGAGUGGCAACGAGCAGCAAGGGACUAUGGUCUUGCCAUGGUGUUGUACCAGGUCCUGCUGGAGAAUCUGGAUAUCCAACACAGCCGCUUUGUUCAGGAGGAGUCAUUCUUACAGCAGCACAACAUCAGACGCCAUAAACAGACCUUCCAGAGGUAUCAGGAUGAGCCAUGUGCUUUGGCAAGCACAAUCCUGUGGUUUUUGGAAAAAGAGAAGGAAAUCCUGGACCGUGCUGACCUGGAUGAACAGGUGCAGCUUUUGCACGUUGGCCAGGAAGCCAUGGAGACGACCUGUCACCAGGAGCUUGAACGUAAAAUGGCCGGACUGAGGAAUGAUGUGCAGUGUUUGGAACAUGCAAUUGUUUGCCUGGAGGAACAGCAAGAUGAGUUUGAUUUUAAAUAUCAAACCCACAAGAUGGAAGCUGUGGCAGACGAGGCACAGAAGAAUGAACGGAUAAAAAUGUUUCAGUUACUAAUCAACAGACUGAAUGAAUGUAGGAAGAGCACUCUGGGAGACUUAACCAAGCUUCUGGACCGGGCUGAACAUUUGAUCAGCCUGUUGGUGGGGAAGGAGCUGGUGGACUGGCAGAGGAGGCAGCAGAAAUCCUGUAUUGGUGCUCCAGACAAUGUUUGCCUGGAUCAGCUGGAAAAGUGGUUUACCUGUGUGGCAGUGUGUCUGUUCCAGGUGCAGGAGUUUUUCAAUAAGCUUGAGGAGCUAGUAGGAAAAAUGUCCUAUGAAAAUGACCCUGUUAAGGCCCAGAAACCUGCAUUACAGAAGAGAGCAGAUGCUCUUCUUAAAGACUUACUCAAGAGUUCAUUUGUGGUUGAGACUCAGCCAUCCAUGCCUCAGGGAAAAGGUCCUCUGGUUCUGCGUACAAAUGUCCAGUUCUCUGUUAAGACAAGGCUUCUGGUUAAGUUUCCUGAACUGAACCACUCCAUGAAAGUGAACGUAUCCAUGUCCAGGGAGGCUCCUCAGAUCAAAGGAUAUCGGCGCUUUAAUGUCCUGGGAACUGCAAGUAAAGAUCUGAACAUGGCUGAGAGCCACAGCGGAGGCAUGGUUGCAGAUUUCAGACAUCUGAGUCUGAGGGAGCAGAAAUCUGGAGGAAGUGGAAAAGGAAUCAGCGAUAUUUCUCUGAGUGUUACAGAGGAGCUGCACAUCAUCUGCUUCAACACUGUGUUUGAGCUGAAGGGCUUUUCAGUAGAGCUCCAGGCCUCCUCCCUUCCUGUGGUCAUUAUCUCAAACUCCAGCCAGCAGCAAAGUGCCUGGGCAUCUAUCCUCUGGUUCAACAUGCUUAGCCUGGAUCCAAAGGAUGUUAUGUUUUUCGCCAACGUUCCUGCAGCUCCUUGGCCACAGUUUGGAGAGAUGUUGAGCUGGCAGUUUCUCUCUGCCACAAAACGUGGUCUGGAUGAUGAUCAGCGCAACAUGAUUGCAAACAAACUAUUCGGGAAGCAGCAGAACUAUGACAACUGUAAAGUGACGUGGUCAAAAUUUACAAAGGAAAAUGGUCAAGACACUUUCUGGUUGUGGUUUGAUGGCAUCUUAGUGAUGGUGAAAUCCUACCUGGAGAACAUCUGGAGGGAAGGUCUCAUCAUGGGUUUUGUGAGCAAAGGUAAAGAAAAGUUCCUGCUGAGGAAGAAGAAGAGGGGCACGUUCUUGUUGCGCUUCAGUGAAAGUGUGGUCGGAGGAAUCACCUUUUCCUGGGUGGAAAUAGACUCAAACGGUGAGCCUGAUAUAAAAACGGUCCAGCCCUUCACCAAAGUUGACCUCUGCCAGAUCCCGUUCCAUGAAAUCAUCAGGAAUUUCCAGAUCUUAGAAGCCGAAAACAUCCCGGAAAAUCCUCUACUUUUCCUGUAUCCAGACACCCCAAAAGACGAGGCUUUUGGAAAGUGGUACACUGAGAAAAGUGGAGACGACAAUCCUUACAUGAAGUACAUCAAAACCAUGCUGGUGUUUGUGUCUAAAGAGAACACACUGGAGGCUAGGUCUCCCAUGUCCUGUGACAUGACACAGGGUGAAGGUCUGGAGCCAAUGAAUGGCCCGUGUGGAGAGGCAGCUGAACAAGAGGAUGAGUCUCAUCUUCUGCAGUCACAACUGGAUUCCUUUCAAGAUCCCAUGCUGAGCAGCUCUCUUGGACCCUAUGAUGAAGACUUCCUGUUGUACUUUGAAAAUCCCAGCAUAACUAACUCUGACUUUAUGCAGCCUGACUCAAGCACAAAUGAUUUUGUCCUUUCAGGUUUUAACCUCCUGUCUGCAUAAGCCUGUGGAAGCAUUUUCCAGUAGAUUUGUGUAUACCUUCCACAGCACUGUACAAAUAUCCAUCGGCUAACUCUUAGCAGCUUACAUCACUAUAUCCAUGUCUGCAAAUGUGAUGCAGCAAACAAACUAAAUAUAGCUUGUUGAUUAUUGUCCUAUCAUGUGAACAUUCAGCAGCUGAUCUUCACCUGUUAAUAUUUUAUAUAAAAUAAACAAAACUGCAAUGAUGAAGGAGCGAGUUUUAAUGCACUGCCAACCUGGACGUUAAGCACCCCGUUACUUAAAGAUCAGACACAGAAAAAGGAUUUAAAGAAAACUGACCAUGAUGGGAAGUACUGUUUAAGGCACUUUACACCAUCAUGCCAAUGCUGAAUUUAAAUUAUUGUCGUCUUGAUGGGUUCAAACUAUUUUUUUUUUUGCCAUUUUAAUAUUUCCACCUGGAAUCACAACGACCCUGUGAAACAUUUUCUCCUGUGAUUAUGUAAUCUACAUUCUAUAUUAAUGCACUCAAUUUAAUUAAAAUGUUUUUUGUUUUUUUUUAUCUCGAAUUAAGAUAUAAUUUCUGUGAAACUGUGGUAAAAAUGUACCCUUUUCUCUUGUUCUCCAUUAUUGUAUUACUUUAUUUUAAGGACUGCAUUUUUUACAUAUCUUUUUCUGUUCUUGCACUUUCACAUAGGUUGUUAUUUUGGGUAAAAUGUCUCCAAAUUUUACUUUAGUUCUUUAUUUAACUUUAUCCUGUGGAUUCUUGGGUUUAAUGUAAGUCGUUUCUAAUCUGUAUUUUUCAGGUUUAAAUCCUAUUGUUUUAUCCCCUUGUUAGUUAAUAGUUCUCUUGGAAAAUUUUGGUUCAUGCAAUAAAUCCUAUUCAUAGGAAACUGU
This is a messenger RNA of Girardinichthys multiradiatus, 3484 nucleotides long. RefSeq names its product signal transducer and activator of transcription 2 (gene stat2). Bases 233 to 2611 code for a protein of 792 amino acids. NCBI's taxonomy places the organism in Eukaryota, Metazoa, Chordata, Actinopteri, Cyprinodontiformes, Goodeidae. Gene Ontology annotation, molecular function: DNA-binding transcription factor activity, RNA polymerase II-specific; RNA polymerase II cis-regulatory region sequence-specific DNA binding. The record is from RefSeq and is a predicted model, not a curated record. Gene Ontology annotation, biological process: regulation of transcription by RNA polymerase II; type I interferon-mediated signaling pathway; cell surface receptor signaling pathway via JAK-STAT. The transcript has 24 exons.